AAUGUUGUUCAGCUUGCUCGUGCUUGUCCCCGCCACGGCAACGAACGCGACGAGUGACACGGAAGGAACGACCGAAAUCGACGCAGAAGAGGAGGCCCGCACUUUCAACGCAACAAUGGAGCAGUGCAAGGGAUUGGAUCCGCCCAUAAAUAACAAACUCUACGUGCCGAAAAUCAGCUUGGAGAUAUCCUCGAAGAACCUGACGGACGAUUACCGGAAUGUCACCGUCAGCGUCGAGCUGAGGAAAGUCUUGCAGAAGAACCCGCUGCUGCAUUUCUACAUAACGGAUGAAGAAAUGUACAGUUACCAGUGCGGAAAUAAGAACUCGUGCACCUACAAGUUGUGCAAACCACAGACGUCGCAGGAGCGCACUCUGACAAAACAGUGGCAGGGAAAGUGCCCUUUAAAACCUGGUAAAUACAAAUACGAGUUUGUCUUCAAGCUUCGCGGCCGGAUUUUACGUCAAAAGAAAAGGACAAGCAUUCUUGCCAUUCAAGCGCAGCUUCACGAAGGUUAUGAAUGCCUGGCGUGCUACCUGAUCAAGAUCAAGGUCAAGCGAGAUUGA
Dermacentor silvarum is the source of this 565-nucleotide messenger RNA. RefSeq lists its product as uncharacterized. The transcript has 4 exons. Lineage: Eukaryota; Metazoa; Arthropoda; Arachnida; Ixodida; Ixodidae. Bases 2 to 565 code for a protein of 187 amino acids. The record is from RefSeq and is a predicted model, not a curated record.